Messenger RNA from Arabis nemorensis, 498 nucleotides. Lineage: Eukaryota; Viridiplantae; Streptophyta; Magnoliopsida; Brassicales; Brassicaceae. The record is from the annotation of a GenBank genome assembly.
AUGGUUUCCGAUUUGGAUCUCGUGACCCGACUCCGAGAAAUUCUCCGUAUCUCCGACUUAGAUACGGCGACUCCGGCAAGCGUCCGUCGUCAGUUAGAAGAGGAUUUCAGUGUCGACUUGACGGAUAAAAAGGGCUUCAUCAGGGAUCAAAUCGAUGCUAUUCUCAAGAGCAAUGCCGGAAUAGAAGACAUUCCAGAGAGCCCUAGGACAGAAGAACGGAUUGCGAUGGACGGUAUUGUUAGGAUUGCGAUAGAAGGUGCUGUUGGUCGACAUCCGGUGAAAGACUUAUUCUCAUCUAUUACUGUACUUUACUUGCAUCUGUACACUUACGUGAAGAGAGGUUACAUAUGGAUGCUAGCUGUUCCAACUGAUCGUUUAUCAAAUCCUGAUAUUCGUGAGGACGAUGACUUCAUGCUUGGAUUUUUAAGUUGUACAUGUGGAUCAGUAGUUAAGUUCAGUGUCAAGUUUGGGACGGGGUUUGUCGAAAUUGUUGCUUAG